AUGCCAUCACAAGGUGCAGUCAUGCCGGGCGAGACACGAAACAAGUCCGUGACGCAGUCCGGCGCCUAUAAACCGUACAUUCUCGAUAUGGAUCGAGAAUGGUGGCGGGAAAUUAUCAUCUAUGAGAUCUAUGUGCAGUCCUUUCAGGAUAGCAAUAACGAUGGUAUCGGUGAUCUACGCGGCAUCAUUCAGCGGCUGGAUUACCUGAAGGAUCUCGGUGUAGACAUGGUCUGGUUGACUCCUAUUUAUGCAUCACCCCUUGAAGACCAGGGUUAUGAUAUUGCAAACUACAAGGCAAUCAAUCCUAUUUUCGGCACUAUGGAGGACUGGGACGAGCUUUGCGAAGAGCUCCACAAGAGAGGUAUGAAAAUGAUGAUGGACAUGGUGUUCAACCACACCAGCUCUCAGCAUGCAUGGUUCCUGGAGUCAAAGAAAAGCAAGGAUAACCCGAAGCGUAACUGGUAUUUCUGGAGAAAAGGGAAGACUGGCAAACACGGGGAGCGCUUGCCUCCGAACAAUUGGGAGAGUUUAUUCGGAGGUCCUGCCUGGAAAUAUGAUGAGUCUACUGACGAAUGGUACAUGCACUUGUUCUCCCCAUCUCAGCCAGACUUGAACUGGGACAACCCGGAAGUGCGAGACGCCAUUUACGACGUGAUUGACUUCUGGGGCAGUAAGGGAACAGAUGGAUUCCGUUUUGAUGUUAUCAAUCUUGUCUCCAAGACACCUGGUCUUCCAGAUGCACCCAUCACAAGACCGGAUAAAUUUGAGCAGCCAGCUGUUCCAAUGUUUACCAAUGGCCCAAAUAUCCACAUAUACAUGCACGAGAUGAACCGAAAGGUCCUGAGCAAGUACACCAACUGCACAGUUGGUGAGAUGCCCUGCGGCGUAGACGAAUAUGAGUCAAGCCAGUAUGUAGCCAAGGAGCGCCAGGAGCUUUCUAUGGUCUUCCAGUUUCAUCACAUGGAUCUGGAUGGGGAGGGGGGCGAUAAGUGGGAUCCUCGUCCAUGGGAACUCUGGGAGCUUGAGAAGGUAUUCAGAAUCUGGCAGCAACAUAUGCUUGGUAACAAUGGUUGGAAUUCUCUUUAUAUGGAGAAUCAUGAUCAAGCCCGGGCCGUGUCGCGAUUCGGCAACCCCGAUCCACGUUACAGGGCAGUGUCUGCAAAGAUGCUAGCCACAAUACUGCUGAGCCUCAGGGGAACCCCGUUCCUCUAUCAAGGACAGGAACUGGGCACGCCUCAUCCGCAGAACUGGAAGAUUGAACACUAUGAUGACGUUGAGACGCAUGAAUAUUACAAAGCUCAGUAUAAAGCACGCAAGAAGAUGGAUCCCUUGAGAGAGCCCGAUAUGUCCGACGUGAUGUAUGUCAUCCGUCUGAAAGGCCGUGAUAAUGCACGCACACCCAUGUUGUGGGAUAAUACGCCUAACGGAGGCUUUUGUCCCCCUGAGGUGAAGCCGUGGCUACGGAUGAACGAAGAAUACGCCGAUUUCAAUGUCGAGACUCAGACGAGAGAUCCCGACUCGGUCUUGAAUUAUUUCAAGAAGCUGAUCCAUAUCCGCAGACAACACCCGCUGAUGUCUUACGGAGCUUAUAUCCCCAUCAACCCAACUGAUCCAAAGGUGUUCUCGUUCCUACGAACACAGGGGCCAUGGCGCAGCCUGGUCUUUUGCAACUGGUCGGCGGAUCCUUCUUGCUUCGAGAUCCCCGAGGAAAUCGACAUCGACCUAGCCGUGAUGCUGGUCGCCAACUACGAAGUGAAGGAAUGGGUUCUUCCUCGGAACGUCAACCUGAGGGCAUAUGAGACUCGGGUUUACUCACUCCGUAACUAA
This is a messenger RNA of Aspergillus clavatus NRRL 1, 1827 nucleotides long. Its product is annotated as alpha-glucosidase. The record is from RefSeq and is a predicted model, not a curated record. Bases 1 to 1827 code for a protein of 608 amino acids. The transcript has 9 exons. Gene Ontology annotation, molecular function: alpha-amylase activity. Lineage: Eukaryota; Fungi; Ascomycota; Eurotiomycetes; Eurotiales; Aspergillaceae. Gene Ontology annotation, biological process: oligosaccharide catabolic process.